AUGAGGUCGCCCUAUUUUCCAGCGAGGUCGGUGCUUUUCCACAAGGAGCCCAACGGAGUGACGUACAGAGUGCCAGCGCUGCUCUACUUGUCUCGCUCCAGGACCUUCAUGGCCUUCUGUGAGGAGAGACUCAGCCCGUCCGACUCUCAGGCUCACCUGCUGGUCCUCAGGAAAGGCACUUUCUACAGGAACUAUGUGGAGUGGGAUGACUUUCGUGUCCUGGGCACUGCUUUCCUGCCAGGCCAUCGCUCCAUGAACCCGUGCCCGGUGUACGAUGAGUUCACAGGAACUCUCUUCUUGUUCUUCAUCGCUGUCCUGGGCCACACCUCGGAGUCUUAUCAGCUGGUGUCGGGGAGGAAUGUUACUCGUCUCUGUUACGUCUGCAGCACCGACCAAGGAGACACCUGGAGUCCUGUCACCGACCUCACCAAGAGUGUCAUAGGAGAUACUAUCAAAGAAUGGGCCACUUUUGCUCUCGGCCCGGGCCACGGCAUCCAGCUGAAAUCGGGCCGUCUGCUGAUACCUGCCUACGCUUACCACAUUGAGUGCAAAGAGUGCUUCGGACAGCUGUGUCAGACCACUCCCCGCGCCUUCUGCUUCCACAGUGACACCCACGGGCGGACCUGGAAUUUCGGGGAGGCGGUGCCAGUGCCCGAGAGCGUGGAGUGUCAGAUGGUGUCUGUGGAUGAGGAGGACGGGACUAACGUGCUGUACUGUAACGCCCGCAGCCCUCUGGGAUACCGGGUGCAGGCCCUCAGUCUGGACGAUGGAGCCGUGUUUCAGGAGGGGCAGCUGGUGCAGCGGCUGGUGGAGCCUCGAAACGGUUGUCAUGGAAGCAUUGUGGGAUUUCCUGCUCCGUUACAUUUAUGUACUUCUCUUGACAGUAAUUUGCAUCAACCUACAAGUCCCUCCAGACACUGGACUUCCUCAAACGUUUCCACCUCUGUUCCCAACCCUAGCCCCAGUCCUCCAGAUUUCCUCACCCCCACCUGGGUAGUAUACUCCCACCCGACAUGGACCUCCGCACGCAGGGAUCUAGGCAUCUUCCUCAGCCUGUUCCCCCGUGAUCCAGACAGUUGGCGGGGCCCCUGGGUGAUCUACGAGGGCCCCAGUGCUUACUCCGACCUGGCUUAUCUUGAGUUGUCCCCCUCACCCGGGGCCCUGCCUGUUGUGGCCUUCGCCUGCCUGUUUGAGUGCGGCACAAAAACAGCCUACGAUGACAUCUGCUUCAGCAUCUUCACCCUCUACGAGCUUAUCGAUAAUCUGCCCCGGGAGGCGCAGCUGGGAAAUAUCGGUCAUGAAUGUAGAAGAAGGCAGAAUGAAGUUCCAGAGACAGAUUGUACAAGUGGACAUGGCGCUCAAAGUCCUGCAGUUUUCCAUGAGGAGCCUGGAGUAAAGAAGAGAAGGAAGAAGUUGACUGAGAGGUGCUCUGUGUCUUGA
Messenger RNA from Notothenia coriiceps (black rockcod), 1440 nucleotides. It is a transcript of the gene neu4, whose product is annotated as sialidase 4. The coding region runs from base 1 to 1440 and encodes 479 amino acids. Gene Ontology annotation, biological process: ganglioside catabolic process; oligosaccharide catabolic process. Gene Ontology annotation, molecular function: exo-alpha-sialidase activity. Gene Ontology annotation, cellular component: cytoplasm; membrane; intracellular membrane-bounded organelle. The record is from RefSeq and is a predicted model, not a curated record. The transcript has 3 exons. NCBI's taxonomy places the organism in Eukaryota, Metazoa, Chordata, Actinopteri, Perciformes, Nototheniidae.